Rubroshorea leprosula is the source of this 1666-nucleotide messenger RNA. NCBI's taxonomy places the organism in Eukaryota, Viridiplantae, Streptophyta, Magnoliopsida, Malvales, Dipterocarpaceae. The record is from the annotation of a GenBank genome assembly.
GCCGAGAUUCCUCCUCUCGUCGCCAUUAAUCGCCGGCUAACCGGGUUUCAACUUUCGGGGUAGAUUUACGACGCCCGGUGGAAACCGAAGAUGGAAAGAAACAGAGGAGAAACUGAGUCCAAGGCAAAACAAGAUAAGGGUUUAUACGGGUUCAGGUUAAGCUGAUAUGGGUGUUGAAAGAAACCCUAAUUCCAUUGUCCUACCUACUCAAAGUUCUGGUUUAGUUUUUAGAUCUGUGAGGCGUUGAUGGGUAUAUGGUUCAGGUUCGAUUUUGCUAGGUAGGCAAAGGAAGGAAUGAAAAAAGGGUGACAGAAGAGAGUGAGCACACGCAGGCAAUUGUAUGAAGAGCAUACCCUUUUCUGGUGCGUGCUCACCGCUCUUCUGUCAGCCCCGGUUUUUUCUACCUUCUUCAUCAUGUCUCAUUUCCAAAUGAAUAUGCAGCGUGCUUUCUCAUACACUCACCAACAGCAUAUUUUUCUCUUCUUAUUACGAUUUAAUGGUCAUCUAGAGAGUAGAUUUUAACGAGUAUUUGAUUCUAUUUUAUGUGGGUUUUAUCCAAAGUUAAGAACUUGAAGGUAUGGUGUCUUUAAGUUUGGGAAACAUGAGCAGGUUUCUUUUUUUGGGUUAGAUGAGGAUGAAUUAAUUGAUCGUCGUCACCAAUUCAACCUAUGGUGUCUGUAGCUGUAUCCCAUCCUUUUGUGUUUAUUACUGACUCAGAAAUUUCCUACCUUUUUCUGUUUUUUCCUUUCUUUUACUCUGUUGAGAAUAUUUUAUAUUACUUUGAAAGCGUGACUUUUGAUGGUCCUCUUUGAAGAUGAUGAUCACGAAGUGGGUUCUUCAAGUUGAAGGUACGUCUGCUCAGUGCUCACUGUGCACGUUCAAGGGGAUAUCCUCACCAGCAUUUUGGGGCUUGCAAAAACCCUUUCCUUUUUCCCUUCCAUUUGCUUUGCUUUCUUGAUCUCUUCUUCUAGAACAUGUUAGGGUUUGCUUCUGUGAUCCAGGAUUUGGGGUGUUUUACAACCCAAAAUAUGGGUUUCAAAGAAAAUGCUUCAAAAGGGCCUUUGACUUCCAGCUUUUGUGGGACUGGCGGACGGUAUUUAUUCAAGUAAUUACGACUGAGGUGUAAGAUCAGGACUUCCGCUUUUGCAGCUUCCAAGACAGUGGCGAAUCUUAAUUUGUGCCGUGAACAUGGAAGGAAUCCUUCCCCCAUAUUUGGGAAGGGGGGAUGCGCUAUUUCCUCAUGCUGAAUAGUGAAUGGAAUGGAUGCUUAAAAUUGCGUGGAAAGUUUCAGUUCAACCUGGACGAGAAGUAUCUAGCUGGUGGCGACAUUCAUUCUUUGCAGAGGUGCUAGUGCUACGAAGGAUGGAAAAUAUAUUUGUAUGAGGUUUCCGAGAUGCACGUGACGUAAGUCUAUACAGUGUUCAAAUAGGGACACUUAAGAAGCAUGCAGGCAUAUGCAUACAUGAUGGUGUUGCAACGAGGAAUCUCAAGGGGAAUUACUGUGGUGUGGGUUUCGUUUUUCAAUGGCAAAACCAUAAGUUAAGCCCCUGAACCAACCCCAGAAUCGCUAUUAAGCCCCUAGACUGUAAUUGAUGCAUAUAAGCCCUCGAAACUCGGGGAUCAAAGCAAUUAAGCCCUUCUUCUUACGCCAACUUAACUGCCGUUU